AUGUUAUCGAAGAACCCAAAUGUCAUCAUUAUUCAAGAAUUAAACGCUCCAGGCGUCUGUGUGUGGGCUGGCAUCUGUUCUUACACCAUAAUCGGUCCUUACUUUCACGACGGUAACGGUCCCAAAUACCUCAAAAUGCUUGAAGAAGUCAAGAUCGAACUCGUCAACAACGAUAUCUUCCGUGAUAAGCGAAUUAUCUGGUAACAAAAUAACAAGCCAUUAUGCGGUUGUGGUUCGUGACUUUUUGAAUAAAAACUUCAACGGGUGGAUUGGUCGCCGUGGGACGACGGAAUGGCCCCCAAGAUCACUCGAUCUCACACCUUGUGAUUUCAGCAUAUGGGGAGUUAUCAAAGAUCGAGUUUACAAGACACCAAUCCAAAAUUUGAUCCAUUUAAAAAGGCGAAUCGAGGAAGAAUUUCAAAUUUUGAACAUCGAUUAUUCGUAUCUUUACAACGCCACAAAUGCGGUAAAAAAAUGUUGUGGAGCAGUUAUUGAAGCUGGAGGACAUCAUUUUGAACAUUUAUUAUAA
Cinara cedri is the source of this 529-nucleotide messenger RNA. Lineage: Eukaryota; Metazoa; Arthropoda; Insecta; Hemiptera; Aphididae. The record is from the annotation of a GenBank genome assembly.